AUGACGACAACUCUAUCAAUGCCUCAAGAGUCACAAAUUCCAGGUGAUCGUACAGCGCCCAAAGCAAGUCUUCGUCUUGAAUGGGUUUAUGGUUAUCGAGCAGCCAAUUGUCGAAGCAAUAUACAUUUAACUGAAAACGGCGAACUUGUUUAUUUUUCUGCUGCUGUUGCUAUUGUGCAAAGUAUUGAAGAAAAAGAUCAUUGUCGACAACGAUUUUUUCUUGGUCAUGAUAAUGAUAUUAUUAGUUCAUGUCUACAUCCAGAUAGAAAGAUUGUCGCAACGGGUCAGAUCGGAAAAAAUGCACAGAUUUGUGUUUGGAAUACACAAGGAACAAUGAAAUUAGAAAGUCUCCUACAAGGACAUGCAGAUGGUGUCGGUGCAAUAAAUUUUAGUGCAGACGGAGAAAAAUUAGCUAGUGUUGGUAUUGAUUCUAAUAAUACAAUUAAAGUUUGGAGUUGGUUACGUGGAAAAAUUCUAGCAACGGUUGCAGGUCAUUCAGAACGUGUUUUUGAUAUUUGCUAUUUUGGUGACCGGGUCAUUACAUGUGGUGUUAAACAUAUUCGUUUUUGGACAUUACUUGGAAAUACAUUAGAGUUUAAAGAAGGCCUUUUCGGUAAAUCAGAAGCACUAACUCUUUUAUGUAUUGGAGCUUUGGGACGUUCAACUACUAAUGAAUCUAAAACAACGAACGAUGAUGAAAGUUUGUGUUUUACUGGAGCAAUUAAUGGUGAUUUGAUUGUAUGGAAAAAAAAUAAAAUCGAUCGAAUCAUUUCUGGAGCACAUAAUUCCACAAUUUAUUCAAUUGAUAUUAAUUCAAAUGGAUUUUUAACAAGUGGUAAAGAUGGUUGUGUAAAAGAAUGGACAAGAGAUUUUGCUCCUACUGGACAAUCAACACAUGUUCCAAGUUUAAUUAACGAUAGUGAAGAAAUUAGCGUAUGUAGUAUAGCUUCACACAAUGGUUAUUGUGUUGCUGGUACUCGUGAUUGUGAAAUUUAUGGAUUUCAAUUAAAUGGAAAUAAUGCUCUUCAACUUCUCGUCCAAGGCCAUCAUGAUAGUAGUUUAUUUGCAUUAGCUUGUCAUCCAAAAGAAAACAUUUUUGUUACUGGUGGAGAAGAUUGUACACUUAGGUUUUGGAAUGCUGAAAGAAUGAUAUCAAUAACAUUUUAUACGACACCUUAUGUUCCACUAUCACCACCACCUGCUAUACGGUCGAUCGCUUUUACAUCAGAUGGAAAUCAAAUUGCUGUUGGAUAUGAAAAUGGUUAUGUUGAAAUAUAUCCAACCAUAUUAAAACCACACGAAGAAGAACGUGUUCAACCGAUACAUACAAUGCAUGAUCAUGCAUAUCGUAUUCAAUCAUUAGCUUUUUCUCCACGUGAUAAAUAUCUUGCAGUUGGGUGUAAUGAUGGAGCUUUAGCUAUUUAUGAUGUAAAAGAUCAAUACAAAAAUUUACAUUUUAAAACCACAAGCAAUAGUUCAAGUGUUAUAAAUAUGGAUUGGACAGAUGAUGAAAAAUAUUUACUUUAUACUGGUGAAAAUAAACAAGUUUUCGUUGCUAAAAUGCCUUCUUUUGAACAUUUAUCUGAUAAGGAAAAAGAAAACAUUCAUAAUUGGUCAACUUUUACAAGUCUUACACAUAAAGAAGUUCUUGGUAUAUGGAAUAAGUUUGCUGAAAAAACUGAUAUUGUUACUAUUGAUGGAAAUGAAUAUUCAGGUGUUAUUGCUGCUGGUGAUGAACAAGGCCUUAUUAAAUUAUUUCGCUUUCCAAGUGAAAAGCGGGGUGCUCAUUUUAAAAAAUAUGUUGGACAUUGUAGUAGAAUUGGUAAUGUCUGUUUUCUUCAUGAUAAAAGUCGUUUAAUAACCAUUGGUACUGAUGAUCGCACAAUACUUCAAUGGAAUUUUCUAUCAGAAACUGAUUCUAUUGCACUUGAUGAUGCACGCCGAUUAAGUACAGCAGCAUCAAGUUUUCGAUUAGGCACGAACGACAUGAUGAAUGCAGAUGCAAUGGAUGGAACAAUUGAAGAUGCACAACUAUUAGAAACAGCUCAGCAAGCUGGAACUUAUCUAGAUUCAGACUCUGAAGAUUCAGAUUCGGAUUUAAGUGGCGCAGAGAUUGAUUCAGAUAUUGAAAAAGAAAAACAAAUUUCAUAUGAUAGGACUCUAUACAGAGAAGAUUAUCAAAAAUUAAAAAAAACUAUGAAAGAAAAAUUACCACCAGGUGAAAAAAGAAAAAAACAACCUGAUCAAGGUCUUACACUUGAUUUUGUAUUUGGAUAUCGUGGUUAUGAUUGUCGUGAUAAUGUUUUUUCUUUAAAAACUGGCGAAAUCGUUUAUCAUGUCGCUGCAUUAGGCAUUGUUUUAAAUGCAGAACAAAAUGUACAACGAUUUUAUAAUUGUCAUACAGAUGAUAUUUUAUGCUUAGCUGUUUCACCUGAUAUGUCAUUGGUUGCCACGGGCCAGAUUGGUCGUGAUCCACCUGUUCAUGUUUGGGAUCCAACAAAAAUGCAAACAAGCUCGAUACUUAAAGGUCAACAUUAUCGAGGCAUCUCUGCUCUGGGGUUUUCUAGAAAUGGGAAAUGGUUAGCGUCAGUUGGUUUAGAUGAUUAUCGAACAAUUGUUAUUUGGGAUUGGAAAAAAGGAGAAAAAUUAGCUUCACAAAGAGGUCAUAAUGAUAAAAUCUUUUGUUUACGAUGGAAUCCUCAUGAUGAUGAUCGAUUCGUCACUGUUGGUGUUAAACAUAUUAAAUUUUGGACAAAAGCUGGUGGUGGUAUGACAGCGAAACAAGGAGUUUUUGGCAAAGCUGCUGGGAAACAAGGAAAACAAAAUCAAAUGUGUGUUGUUUUUGGUAAAACAGUUGAUAGCUGUAUAACUGGUGGUGGAGACGGUUCUAUUUAUAUAUGGACUGGAACUGCGCUAACAAAGAAAAUUGAUGAUGCACAUGAAGGACCUUUAUUUGCUAUUACAGCCGUACAAGAUAAAGGUUAUGUAACUGGCGGAAAAGAUAGUAAAAUUAUACUUUGGGAUCCAGAAUUUAAAAAACGCGUUAAAACAUAUGAAUUAACGAAUAAAAAUCUAGCUCCAGAUUCUCGAGGUACUCUUACUGAAGAUCCAACUGCAGUUCGUGCUGUUUCUUUAACACGUCGUAUUAUUGUUGGAACACGAGGUGGUGAAAUAUGUGAAAUUGAAAAAGAUGGUCGAAUACGUGUUGUCAUUCAAGGCCAUGCUGAAGGUGAAAUGUGGGGUUUAAGUACUAAUCCAAAAAAAUAUGAGCUAUGUACUGUAAGUGAUGAUAAAACUGUACGCGUAUGGUCAUUAGAAGAUCGACGAAUGAUUCGAUUUAAAUCAUUUCAAGACUUAUUACGUACAUGCGAAUAUUCACAGAAUGGAAAAUACAUUGCAGUUGGAACAAAAACUGGUCAUUUUAUGAUUUUAAAUGAAGCAGAUCUAACUGUUGUUGUAACUGUUGAGCAUAGAAAUCAAGAAGUAUCAGAUAUAAAAUUUUCACCAGAUGAUCGACAUUUAGCCGUAGGAACACAUGAUAAUUUUGUGGAUAUUUAUAAUGUUGAAACACAAAAACGCGUUGGUAUUUGUAAAGCAAAUUCUUCGUACAUUACACAUGUUGACUGGGAUGCUAAAGGAAAAUUAAUCAUGACAAAUUCAGGUGCUAAAGAGCAAUUGUUUUAUGAGGCACCACGUGGUACCAGGAUUACAUCAAUUAAAACGACUGAUAUAGAAAAAAUGGAUUGGUUUACAUGGACAGGUGUUUUAGGACUUGUUUGCGAAGGUAUUUGGCCGCCAGCAACUGAUGUAACUGAUGUUAAUUCAACUGAUUUAACAAAAGAUAAGCAAAUUUUAGCGACAGGCGAUGAUUUUGGUCUUGUUAAAUUAUUUGAGUUUCCAGUUAAAGGUAAAUUUGCUAAAUUUAAACGAUAUACAGGCCAUAGUGCUCAUGUAACUCGUGUUCGAUGGACAUAUGAUAAUUCAUAUUUAAUAUCAAUUGGUGGUCGUGACGUUGCUACAUUAGUAUGGAAACAUGAACGUAAUACUGAUGCCGAGACUGUUCCCGCUUCUCAAGGCAAAAUAACUGUUGCUAAUGUUCGUACUACUCCUACGAAUUCAAAAACAACAACAACAGCAGCAGCACCAACAGCAGUUGCACCUGUGCGACAAGAAAAAGGUGAAAGUGAUGAUUCAGAUAAUACAGAUUCGGAAGAAGAAGGUUAUGAUUCGGAUGUUCAACAUGAUAGAAGUAUGGAUUAUAAUGCUCGAAUUCUUAUUGAUCCAGUUCGACCAAAAACUGAUAAGCAAGCAGCCAUUCGAUCUUCAACAGCAACUAAUAAACCUAUUCGUGUAAAAGUAAAACCAUCACAAAGAAAAAUCAAUGAAGACGUAGCGCUUGUUAAAGCAGCAUUAAAAUCAAGCAUUGGCUUAGGUCUUUUGAAUGCAGCACAUGGAAAUUCAACGACUAAUGAAGCAUUAAAUCAUGAUCAGAAACCACGAGGACGUAUUAUUGAUCUUGAAUUGGAUCAUAUUCAUGGUUAUCGUAGUUUUGAUUGCCGUGAUAAUUUAUUUUACUUAGCCGACAAUGAAUCAAUUGUAUAUCCAGCUGCAGGUACUUGCGUUGUACAUCAUGUUAGUCGAGGUACACAAAACUUUUAUAAAAAACAUACUGAUGAUAUUAUAUCGAUGGCUGUACAUAAUGGAGGAAAACAUGGAAAUAUAGUUGCAUCAGGACAGAUUGGAGAAAAUCCAACAAUUCAUGUAUGGAAUGCUCAAACAAGAGAAACAAUUUCAGUAUUAUCUGGGAAACAUAAAAGAGGCGUUUGUUCAUUAAGUUUUUCAACAAGUGGAAAAUUAUUAUUAUCAGUUGGUGUCGAUGCUCCAUAUACAAUUGCUGUAUGGCGAUGGGAAGAAGGUAUAAAUAUUGCAUGCGCGAUUGGAUCUGAAGAUCGAAUAUUUCGUGCAUUAUUUCGUCCAAAUUCUGAGGUACACUUUGUAACAGCGGGUGUUAAGCAUUUGAAAUUUUGGUCUGUAGCUGGGAACACAUUAGUUGAAAAGAAAGCUGUUAUUACCAAAGCAACAGAUGGAAAACGAUCAACUAAGAUGCAAACAAUGCUUUCUAUUGCUUUCGGAACCGAUGAUCGUACUUAUACGGGUAGUAUGACAGGUUUAAUUUUUAUUUGGCGUAUUACUACAUUAGAACGAACAAUAGUUGCUCAUACGGGACCAAUAUUUUCAAUGUUUAGUUCAGAAAAUUGUAUCGUAACAGGUGCAAAAGAAAAACGCUCUCUCGGUUCAACACAAACACUCAAUCCAGUUAAAGUUUGGGAUUACAAUAUGCAGAAUGGACGAUCAAUAAAACUUGAUCUACCUCAAACUGAUACAAUUUGUGCUAGAUCUGUUUGUCGAAAUUCUCAAGGGAAAAUGCUAAUUGGCUUAAAAACAGCCGAUAUUAUUGAAGUUGAUGAUAAACAAUCCGGCUCUCGAUCAGUCUUAUUAGUAUGUGGACAUGGUGAAGGAGAAUUAUGGGCUUUAUCACCACAUCCAAUUGAACCAAUGUUUGCUACAGGAAGUUAUGAUCGAAAUAUUGCUGUUUGGGAUAUGAGCAAUAAAGGACUUGUAGUAAGACGUGAUAUGGGUAAAGCGAUUCGAAGUAUAUCAUUCCAUGCCGAUGGUAAUCUGCUGGCUGUUGGAUUUCAAGAUGGACAAAUUAGUUUAGUGGGAUUUUCUAAGGAGAAAAAAGAACUGACAGAAAUAGACAAGACAAGAGAACGAAAUGCUGCAAUUGUUUGUGUUAGAUUUAGUCCAAAUAAAAAGUUAUUAGUUGCUGCUUCAAAUAAUUGUUCGAUUGAUUUCUUUAACAUUCAGCAAAAUAAAUUAGCACGUGUUGGCUAUGUGACGCAUAUUGACGAUGCUGUUUUACAAAUUGAUUGGGCUACGAAUUCAGAAUAUAUUAGAGCAAGUACAGCUGGUUAUCAUGCACUUGUUUUUCAUGCACCCAUUGGUGAAGAAGUUAAAAAUCAUGAAGAAAUUGAAAAAAUUGUUUGGGACUCUUGGACAAGUACCAUUGGCGAUGAUGUAAGUGGUAUUUGGCCAAAAGACGUUAAAAAAGAUCAUAUUAAUUGUGCCCAUGCAUUGUCAUCAACAAUCGUUACGGGUGAUGAUCAUGGAGCUGUUAAUUUAUUUAAAUUUCCUUGUCCAGAGCCUGGAACGGAACAUAAAUCAUAUUAUGGUCAUUCGGACAAUGUAACAAAUGUUCGAUUUCUUGCCAAUGAGAAAUAUUUAGUUAGCUUAGGUGGAGACGAUUGUUGCAUCUUUGUAUGGAAAUGUAUCUCAAAAACAAAUAUUGAUGAUGACGAUUAA
Messenger RNA from Rotaria socialis, 6363 nucleotides. Lineage: Eukaryota; Metazoa; Rotifera; Eurotatoria; Philodinida; Philodinidae. The record is from the annotation of a GenBank genome assembly.